Dentiscutata erythropus is the source of this 834-nucleotide messenger RNA. The record is from the annotation of a GenBank genome assembly. NCBI's taxonomy places the organism in Eukaryota, Fungi, Glomeromycota, Glomeromycetes, Diversisporales, Gigasporaceae.
AUGUUAUCUGAACCCUUUAGAAUUGGAAGAGGCGUAUGUCAGGGUGACCCAAUUUCUCCUUUGUUAUAUGUUACAACAUUCGAACUAUUCUUAAGAUCAUUAAAUAAAAAUUUACGAUGCAUUCCAUCACAGGGCCUAAGUUUCAAGACGGCUGCUUAUGCAGACGACUUAACAAUAGGAACUGCCUCUCUGACAGAUUGGUCUACUGUCAACUCUCAAAUUAGAAAAUUUGAAGCACUUUCUAAUACUAAGAUAAUCAAAGCAAACUCGAUCUUAGUUCCACUUACGGCAAAUGCCAGACGUACAGAGACUGAGGACACAAAAAGCUUUAAAGUUUUAAAUGAGAACGAUCCAAUAAAAGUGCUAGGAUAUCAACUUGAUAGCAAGGGUUAUCCUUACAGAAAUGCAUGGCCUAAUACUAUUAAUAAACUUAAAAAAAUGAUAAAAAAUAUGAAAGAGUGCAAUUUAUCCUUUAGGGGAAAGAUUUUAGUAGCCAAGACAAUGUUCAUAUCGAAAAUAUGGCACACUGCAUAUUUAACACCACCAAAUAGCAAACAAACCACAGAAAUAAAUAACAUGAUAACCCAAUGGAUAAAAGGCAAGUCCAAAAUAUUUCCUAGUGAAAACUAUUGGGCCAAAGUAGAACGCAUAAGAAUCAAGACAAGUCUGAGUGACACAAGAAACUCUUCUAUAAAAUUAGUGCUAAAUGUAACUUCAAACAAAACCAAGGCAUGGCCUGAGAAAUGGAAAUUGUAUCUCAAGGUGUGGAGAAGAGCAGAAGGUAGUAGAAUUUUUUCAAGGAAAAUCAAUAAGACUGAAUUCUGUGCGAGGUGA